GUGAUGUUGAAUACCGCCGAAAACGUGGCAACAAAACUGAGCGCUGUUGGCAUUUUUUUAAUAAAAAAAACUCCAGAUCAGUCAUUCACUCAACUAAGUACUAAUAUAAUAUAUAUUUUCAAUACUCUAAGUUUAUCGACGUCUAGCAGAAUGAAGUUUCAAAUUUUUUACACAGCCAUUGCCACUUUAUUGGUGACAAUUUGUGCUGAAGAAGAGCAGCAGCAGCCAGAAGCUGCGCGGUUACUAGUGUCAAAAUAUAUCCUCAAUAAAUAUCUUGUAGAAAAUAUGGACAUUAUUGUUAAGUACACAGUGUACAAUGUCGGUAGUGUAGCCGCACUGGAAGUUGAAAUAACAGAUAACUCAUUCCAUCCCGAUCACUUUAAUCAUGUUAGUGGUGAAUUAAAUGCUAGAAUCGAUCGUGUACCACCUGGCAGUAACGUGUCUCAUACUGUCGUUGUCAAGCCAAGGAAAUUUGGAUAUUUCAACUUCACUUCUGCAGAAGUUUUGUACAGACGUACUGAAGAUGCCCCAAGGCUUCAAGUUGCAGUAAGCAGCACCCCUGGAGAAGGUCUCAUUGUAUCUUACAGAGAUUACGCAAAGAAAUUCUCAUCCCAUGUUAUUGAUUGGAUUGCAUUUGCCGUUAUGACAUUACCUUCAUUAGCAAUUCCAUUUGCUCUCUGGUAUUCAAGCAAAAGAAAGUAUGAAAAAAUCUCAAAAAGUGCUAAGAAACACUAA
Molecule: messenger RNA, 735 nt
Organism: Cotesia congregata
Lineage: Eukaryota; Metazoa; Arthropoda; Insecta; Hymenoptera; Braconidae
Source: the annotation of a GenBank genome assembly